UGGAAAACUCUGUACUUUCCCAGGACUGGGCAGAGCAAGGAUCACCCCACUUCACCCUCCUGAGGGUGCCAGGAAUCAAUCCCCUAACUUCCUGUUUAGCUGGCCAUGGCCCAAAUACCCCCAAGCACCUCCACCCACAAAAUCUCUCACUUCUGAGAGAGAUCCAGAUUGUAUCCACCCACUUAUACUUCCCCUACCCAGUCCAGACCCCAAAGUCAGCGUAUGGCACCCAUGGGACCAUGCUGACGGACAGAGACUCAAGGCAUCUGAGUCAGCUGUCUGGCAGGGCCAACAACUGAUCACCUGCUAAGCCCUGGUGCUGAUGCUAACCCCCAAGACCGUUAAGUGAACACUCCUGCCCCCAAGAGGAUGGGACGGCAAAAGACAAAGGUUCCUGGAGAGCCAGUGGAGCCCCUGGAUACCUCUCCGGAUCUAGAUCCUGACACCAGCUACCUGGCUCCCUGUAAUAAGGAGACUGUUGUGGUCACUCUGCAUGGAGCUACUGACCUUCCUGCUAGCAAGGACGGCUCUGAUCCAAGGCCCUAUGUGAUGGUAAAAACCACAUCAGAGGAAGCCACCUCUCACAGCCCCAAAGCAGUGACCUCUGUGACCUCAGAACCCACCAGAACACCCAUCUGGGGGGACACAGUGAAAGUGGAGAUCCAGGCAGAGGAUGCAGGACAAGAAGAUGUCAUCCUGAAGGUGAUGGACAGCAACAAGAAAGAGGAGCUGGUGUCCUAUACAGUCCCCAUUAAAUACCUACGUGUCUUCCACCCGUACCACUUUGAGUUUAAAAAGCAGUCUGAGAAAGCUGAUGAAGCCACUGCCAAGACCCGCCUAUAUGCCACCGUGGUUCGGAAGGGCAGCUUGCUACCCCGCUACAUAGGCUGUGACCAUACCGCUCUGGAGGUCUUGGUUCAGGGAGUCAAUGAGCCCCUGGUCAACAACCCCAGCCCUAUGGUGGUGAUUGCUCGGGUGGUCCCCAGCUAUACUGAGUUUAAGGCCAACCAAGUCAGGCAGGACCCUGCCUCUGUGGGGCUGCCCCUCACCCAGAUUUCCUUCCCUAUUUCAUCACCGAUGAACUUUGAUGUGCCUCGGGUCAGCCAGAAUGGGUAUCCUCAGCUGUCCAGGCCCGGGGGACCCCCAGAGCAGCCCAUGUGGAACCAGUCCUUCCUCUUCCAAGGCCGAGAUGGAGCCACCAGCUUCUCAGAGGACACAGCCCUGGUGCUGGAGUAUUACCCUUCCGCUUCAAUGAAAAGCAGUGAACCAUGGACCCUCAAACAUCCCCUGGGUGUCUCCGUGCUACCACUAAAGUCUCGUCUGUACCACAAGAUGUUGACAGGAAAAGACUUGAAAGGGCUGUGUGUGAAACGACUCCCCAUCACCGCCACCCACCUAAAAACCAUCGACGGAGAGGCCCCCACGGUGAACCUCUCCUUCCAGCUUCUUUCCUCUGAGAGGCCAGAAAACUUCUUGACACUAAGCAACAGCAAGGGUCUGCCCACCCUGAACCUGAAGAUUCUAGAUGAGAAUCUUGGUGCCAUUCGUGAGUCCUGGUCCAUGAGCUCCCCAGACUCUUCUCAGGAAGCAGAGGAGCCUCAGACAUUACAUGAGAUGGAGAUGAACAACUACCAGCGGGCCAUGCAGAAGAUGGCAGAGGACAUCCUGGCCCUGAGGAAGCAAACCAACAUCCUGGAGGAGGAGAACCGCACGCUGAGGAGUCACCUGACCCAGCAGAGCUUAGAAGAAGAACAGAGCAGGGCUGAAGAGGAGAACCUGGGGGUGUCCAUGAAGCAGAGGCUACUGCUGAGUGAACUGGACAUAAAGAGGCUGCGAGACAGGGUGCAACACCUGCAGAAUGAGCUGAUUCGGAAGAAUGAUCGAGAGAAGGAGUUGCUGCUUCUGUACCAGGCCCAGCAGCCGCAGGCCGCACAACUGAAGCGGUACCAGGACAAGCUGCAGAAGAUGAAGUCCCUGGAGGACACCGUGCGGCACCAGGAGAAGGUGAUUGAGAAGAUGGAGCAGGUACUGGAAGAAAGGCUCCGUGAGAGGAAGGAGUCAGCACCGUCGAGCAGGCCGCAGGGGAAGCCCAACGUGGGUGAGCCUGCUCCCCAAGCCUUCCCCAUGUUCACCACCUCUGGCAUUCACCUGGGCCCCACGGGAGAGAACGUGGCUGUCGAUCUUUACUCCAUACUGCUGGCCGAAAACACAAGGCUGCGGGCAGAGUUGGAAAAGAACCGCCAGCAACCAGCCCCCAUCAUCCUGCAGCAGCAGGCCCUGCCGGUGGAUCCCAGGGAGUUGGGAGCAGGUGGAGACUUGGCAGAGAGGCUACGAGACACAAAUGGCCCGGGCCACUCCAAAUGCACAGAGACCCUGCCAGCACAGGAUCUCCUUGGUGGUACUUCAGACAAGUUUAACCUCCUGGCCAAGCUUGAACAAGCUCAGAGUCGGAUCUUGUCCCUGGAAAACCAGCUUGAGGACUCAGCUCGCCACUGGGCACGAGAGAAGCAAAACUUGGCCAUACGGCUCCAGGAGCAACAACAUGGUUUUGGACACCCGUCAAACUCCAUCAUCAUAGACCAGUCUAAUGCUGGAGUGGCCAAGGAUCCCCAACAGUCCUCUAAACUGGAACCCUCACUGCCCAACUCAGACAUGAAGUUCAACAGACCCUCAGACUCCAAGAUUGAGACCUCUCACCCCCAGAAGACCUGAGCCUGGAGCUGGCCUCCUUUCCCAUGUGCUGGGAAGUCAUCCCCACCCCAAAGAUGUCUUUAGUAAAUGCUAGAACUCAA
Molecule: messenger RNA, 2792 nt
Organism: Myodes glareolus (Bank vole)
Lineage: Eukaryota; Metazoa; Chordata; Mammalia; Rodentia; Cricetidae
Gene: Ccdc33
Product: coiled-coil domain containing 33
Cellular component (GO): peroxisome
Source: RefSeq, a predicted model, not a curated record